GUACUCUGCAACUCUGUGACUAACCAAGAAGUCUUAUUUUCUUUCCUCUCCCCCAAAAUCUUUUUGGAAAAUUUCCUACAAGAGCUGAAUUUUAAACACAUUUACUCUAUAGGAUGCAACAGAAAGGCAGCAUGUCAGCUGAAACACCAAUCACACUGAGUAUCAAUCCUCAGGAUCUGCGGGUCCAGACAUUCACUGUAGAGAAACUACUGGAGCCUCUCAUAAUCCAGGUUACUACACUUGUAAAUUGUCCCCAGAAUCCUUCCAACAGGAAAAAAGGUCGUUCAAAAAGAGCCAGAGUCCUUCUAGCUUCGGUGGAGGAAGCAACUUGGAAUUUAUUAGACAAGGGAGAGAAGAUCGCUCAGGAAGCCACAGUUUUAAAGGAAGAACUUACUGGGGCACUUGAGGAAGUUCGCAGAGAAAGUGAAGCUCUGAAAGUAUCAGCUGAGAGAUUUGCAGAUGACCCCUGUUAUCUCCCGAAAAGGGAAGCUGUGGUUCAGGCUGCCCGUGCCUUGCUGGCUGCAGUAACCAGACUCCUUGUCCUCGCAGAUAUGAUUGAUGUCAUGUGUCUCUUGCAGCACGUGUCAGCUUUUCAAAGGACGUUUGAAUCUCUUAAAAAUGUUUCCAACAAAUCUGACCUCAAGAAAACCUACCAGAAGCUUGGGAAGGAGCUUGAAAAUCUGGACUAUUUAGCCUUCAAACGUCAGCAGGACCUAAAAUCCCCAAUACAGAGGGAUGAAAUUGCAGGUGCCCGGGCCUCACUGAAGGAGAACUCCCCCAUACUGCAUUCAAUUUGUUCAGCUUGUUUGGAACAUUCUGAUGUUGCAUCCCUUAAAGCUAGCAAGGACACCGUUUGCGGAGAAAUUCAGAAUGCCCUCAAUGUAAUUUCAAAUGCUUCACAGGGCAUCCAGAACAUGUUAGCCCCACCAGAGCCUCAGGCAGCAACACUGGGCAGUGCUCUUGAUGAGCUUGAGAGUUUAAUUGUCUUGGAUCCACUCACAGUGACUGAAGAGGAAAUAAGACCGUCGCUAGAGAAACGCCUUGAAGCCAUUAUCAGCGGGGCUGCUCUGUUGGCCGACUCUUCCUGCACAAGAGAUUUCCAUCGGGAGCGGAUUAUUGCAGAAUGUAACGCCAUUCGCCAGGCUCUCCAGGACCUGCUUUCAGAGUACAUGAACAAUACUGGAAAAAAGGAAAGGAGUAAUACCCUCAAUAUUGCAAUAGAAAACAUGUGUAAGAAGACAAGAGACCUUCGCAGACAGCUCCGUAAGGCUAUCAUAGAUCAUGUGUCAGACUCCUUUUUGGAUACAACAGUCCCACUUCUGGUUCUCAUUGAAGCUGCCAAGAAUGGCCGGGAAAAGGAAAUAAAAGAAUAUGCUGCAAUAUUCCGUGAACACACCAGCAGGCUUGUAGAGGUGGCAAAUCUUGCUUGUUCCAUGUCAACAAAUGAAGAUGGGAUUAAGAUUGUCAGAGUUGCUGCCAAUCACCUGGAAACCUUGUGUCCACAGAUUAUUAAUGCUGCACUGGCUUUGGCUGCAAGACCCAAAAGUCAAGUGGUCAGAAAAACCAUGGAAAUGUACAAGCGCACGUGGGAGAAUCAUAUCCAUGUCCUCACUGAAGCUGUAGAUGACAUUACAAGCAUUGAUGACUUCCUGGCUGUAUCUGAGAGCCAUAUCUUAGAAGAUGUCAACAAAUGUAUCAUAGCCUUGAGAGACCAGGAUGCUGAUAAUCUAGACCGAGCUGCAGGUGCUAUCAGAGGACGGGCAGCAAGAGUUGCUCACAUUGUCACAGGUGAAAUGGACAGUUACGAGCCAGGGGCUUACACAGAAGGUGUGAUGAGAAAUGUGAACUUGCUGACAAGCACUGCAAUUCCUGAAUUUGUAACACAAGUCAAUGUUGCCUUGGAAGCCUUAAGUAAAAACUCUUUGGAUGUGUUUGAUGAUAGUCAAUUCGUGGACAUCUCAAAGAAGAUCUAUGAUACAAUUCAUGAUAUCAGAUGUUCAGUCAUGAUGAUUCGGACUCCAGAAGAACUAGAGGAUGUUUCUGACCUGGAAGAGGAUCAUGAGGUCCGCAGUCACACCAGCAUUCAGACUGAAGGGAAAACUGACCGAGCUAAGAUGACUCAAUUGCCUGAAGCAGAAAAAGAAAAGAUUGCUGAGCAAGUUGCUGACUUCAAGAAAGUGAAGAGCAAGCUGGAUGCUGAAAUUGAGAUAUGGGAUGAUACGAGCAAUGAUAUCAUUGUUCUGGCCAAGAAGAUGUGUAUGAUCAUGAUGGAGAUGACAGACUUCACAAGGGGCAAAGGACCACUGAAGCAUACAACUGAUGUGAUCUAUGCAGCUAAAAUGAUAUCAGAAUCAGGAUCAAGGAUGGAUGCCCUUGCUCGGCAGAUUGCCAACCAGUGCCCAGAUCCAUCGUGCAAACAGGACUUGUUGGCCUACCUGGAACAGAUUAAGUUCUACUCUCACCAGCUGAAGAUCUGCAGUCAAGUUAAAGCUGAGAUUCAGAACCUGGGGGGAGAGCUUAUCAUGUCAGCAUUGGACAGUGUCACCUCCCUGAUCCAAGCAGCCAAAAAUUUAAUGAAUGCUGUAGUGCAAACAGUGAAAAUGUCUUACAUUGCCUCAACCAAGAUCAUCCGAAUUCAGAGUCCCACUGGGCCCCGGCACCCAGUUGUGAUGUGGAGAAUGAAGGCUCCUGCAAAAAAGCCCUUGAUUAAAAGAGAGAAACCAGAGGAAACUUAUGCAGCUGUCAGACGAGGCUCAGCAAAGAAAAAAAUCCACCCAGUGCAAGUCAUGAGUGAAUUCAGAGGAAGACAAGUCUACUGA
Budorcas taxicolor (takin) is the source of this 2819-nucleotide messenger RNA. RefSeq names its product catenin alpha 3 (gene CTNNA3). Gene Ontology annotation, biological process: cell-cell adhesion; cell migration. Gene Ontology annotation, cellular component: fascia adherens; adherens junction. Bases 114 to 2819 code for a protein of 901 amino acids. Gene Ontology annotation, molecular function: actin filament binding; beta-catenin binding; cadherin binding. The record is from RefSeq and is a predicted model, not a curated record. Lineage: Eukaryota; Metazoa; Chordata; Mammalia; Artiodactyla; Bovidae. The transcript has 18 exons.